Molecule: messenger RNA, 2115 nt
Organism: Ictalurus furcatus (blue catfish)
Lineage: Eukaryota; Metazoa; Chordata; Actinopteri; Siluriformes; Ictaluridae
Gene: matn3b
Product: matrilin 3b
Exons: 5
Coding region: 1-1227 (408 amino acids)
Molecular function (GO): calcium ion binding
Source: RefSeq, a predicted model, not a curated record
AUGGCCUGGUUUGUACACACGUUGAUGCGUUUCCUGACAGCACUGCUGCUGAUGAUGAUGAUGGAGGCCGAGGCGACAUACGGACCGUACAGAUUUAUCCAGGACAGACCUGCAGCGAGACGCAGACCACUGACCUACAGCAGACCUGCUCAUGGAAACAUCAUCAAUGGAGGUAUGGACCACCCUCCAGUUGUGCCAGUGGUGCCACCAAAGCUAACGCUAACCAAGCCGUGCGUCACAGCGCCACCCAAAGUGCCCACUCCAACCGUAACCACAACUCCAGCCCCUCCUCCCACUUUACCCACCACGACGCCCAUCACCCUGCCGCUCAGUACCCUGAGUGCCACCACUCCCCCUGCUGCUCCUCCUCCCACUCAUCCAGCUCCGGCAGAGGUGUGCAAGAGCCGCCCGCUGGACCUGGUGUUCGUCAUCGACAGCUCUCGCAGCGUACGUCCUGCCGAAUUCGAGAAGGUCAAAGUGUUCCUCUCGGACCUGGUGGACACGCUGGACGUUGGCGUCGAUGCCACGCGUGUCGGAUUGGUCAACUACGCCAGCACGGUCAAUAUCGAGUUCCUCCUGAAGACGUACGCCAACAAAGCGGAUCUCAAACGUGCCUUCUCUCGGGUCGAGCCGCUCUCCACCGGGACCAUGACCGGCUUGGCCAUCAAAACGGCGAUGGAGCACACGUUCACCGAAGAGUCCGGCGCUAGGACGGCGAAUAAAAACAUCCCGAAGGUGGCCAUCAUCGUAACGGACGGGCGGCCGCAGGACAAAGUGGAGGAGGUGUCGGCUUCAGCGAGGGCUCUCGGGAUCGAGAUCUACGCCGUCGGAGUGGACAGGGCCGACAUGAAAUCUCUGCAAGCGAUGGCGAGCCAGCCGCUGGACGAUCACGUGUUCUACGUGGAGACGUACGGCGUGAUCGAGAAACUCACGUCCAAGUUUAGGGAAACUCUCUGUGGCAUCAAUGCAUGUGCCCUCGGACACGACUGCGAGCACGAAUGCGUGAACAACUACAACUCGUACUACUGCAAGUGCAGAGAGGGAUAUGUGCUUAACCCGGACAAGAAAACAUGCUCACAAGCCAAGGAGGCUCGUGGUGAUUUGGUGGAGGAACCGUGCAUGUGUGAAGCUCAGAUCGCGUUCCAGAGGAAAGUCCAUCACAGUAUUAAAGAGAUAAAUGGCAAACAUAUCCUUUCACAUCACUGCUACGAGUGCGCUCAUUCAUAAGUUCAUUUCACCAUCGUAACUGCCAAAGCAUACAGAAUUUACUACAAGUAGAACCAUGUAGAACCUCUUCUAUACGAGUGUACCAAGUACCAAUAGGCUAAAUGUUAAACUCCUGACAGGUUCUGGAUAUUAGGAUAAAAAGGACGAGUAAUAGUUUGGAGAUUCAUUGGAUAAUUAAAGUUCUUCACUUCUUCUUGGAACCCUUUCUGACGGGGAGACACUCAUAAAUGAGCACACAUGGCUGUAUAAAUACACACACAAUACACACUGACUGUGUUAAUGAUGCGAGAUUUAGCGUACGAUUUAGCAUCAUAUGUCUUUGCGCUUUGGUCAAUGUUUUAUGUGAUCGGUGUUUUCCUUGACUGUUCACACUGGACGAUCUUUCAAGAAGAGUCGAUCAGUUCCAGCUGCGCUGAAUCUGCACACUCGCGUGAUGGCGUUGUCCUUCGCUAAUACUCAGCAGCUCGCCGCUCUCUUGUAGCUGAGCCUAUUAGACGUUCCUCUUUCCUCUGCUGCUUUGCAUUUAUCUUUCAAAAAGCAUGUUAAGCUAAAGUAACCCAGUUAACUACCGUUAUUGUUUACUUGGAGUAGACUGAAAUCGAUCGUAUAUAAAAACUUGGAUGCAGUAGACUCAUUAAUGUUUGUCCAGUCUCCUUUUAUUUUGUAAAAAUAAAAGAUUUAGAGAACCUCAUGAAGGUUUGUUUUUGUUUUAUUUUAGGAGAAAUGUUUUUUUCUCUGGGAAAGAUUAAAUCUAAUGUGUGAUGUUCCCUCUGUUUGUGAUUCUUUGUAUAGAUUUUUGUUAGGUAAUAAAAAUGGCUUGUGAAACAUUUGUCGUUAUUCUAUCAUCGCAAAGAGAUUGAUUUAUACUGUAUAACGUGUCUCCUACAU